This is a messenger RNA of Elephantulus edwardii (Cape elephant shrew), 3963 nucleotides long. RefSeq names its product cyclin G associated kinase (gene GAK). Gene Ontology annotation, biological process: positive regulation of Notch signaling pathway; clathrin-dependent endocytosis; regulation of clathrin-dependent endocytosis. The transcript has 29 exons. Bases 1 to 3963 code for a protein of 1320 amino acids. The record is from RefSeq and is a predicted model, not a curated record. Gene Ontology annotation, molecular function: ATP binding; clathrin binding; AP-2 adaptor complex binding. Gene Ontology annotation, cellular component: intracellular membrane-bounded organelle; cytoplasm; vesicle. NCBI's taxonomy places the organism in Eukaryota, Metazoa, Chordata, Mammalia, Macroscelidea, Macroscelididae.
AUGUCGUUGUUGCAGUCCGCGCUGGACUUCCUGGCCGGCCCGGGCUCGCUGGGCGGCGCUGCCGGCCGCGAUCAGCAUGACUUCGUGGGGCAGACGGUGGAGCUGGGCGAGCUGCGGUUGCGGGUCCGGCGAGUCCUGGCCGAGGGAGGAUUUGCGUUUGUGUACGAAGCCCAGGACCUUGGAAGUGGCAAAGCGUAUGCGCUGAAGAGGCUGCUGUCUGACGAGGAGGAGCAGAGCAGAGUUAUCAUCCAGGAGGUGUGCUUCAUGAAAAAGCUCUCGGGCCACCCCAACAUCGUCCAGUUUUGUUCUGCGGCCUCUAUAGGAAAGGAAGAGUCGGACACGGGCCAGGCCGAGUUCCUGCUGCUGACGGAGCUCUGCAAAGGGCAGCUGGUCGACUUUAUAAAGAAAAUCGAGUCCCGAGGGCCGCUCUCGUGCGAUACGGUUCUGAAGAUCUUCUAUCAGACAUGCCGGGCGGUGCAGCACAUGCACAAGCAGAAGCCGCCCAUCAUCCACCGAGACCUCAAGGUUGAAAACUUGCUGCUCAGCGACCAGGGGACCAUCAAGCUGUGCGACUUUGGCAGUGCCACGACUGUGUCGCAUUACCCCGACUACAGCUGGAGCGCCCAGAAGCGAGCGAUGGUGGAGGAAGAGAUCACCCGGAACACCACCCCCAUGUACAGAACUCCCGAGAUCGUCGACCUCUACUCCAACUUCCCCAUCAACGAGAAGCAGGACAUCUGGGCCCUGGGCUGCAUCCUGUACCUGCUGUGCUUCCAGCAACAUCCUUUUGAAGAUGGUGCAAAACUUCGAAUUGUUAAUGGGAAAUACACAAUUCCUGUGAACGACACUCGUUACACCGUCUUUCACAACCUCAUUCGUUCCAUGUUGAAGGUCGACCCUGAGGAGCGACUGUCCAUCACGGAGCUGGUCAACCAGCUCCAGGAGAUUGCUGCUGCCAGAAACGUGAACCCUAAGUCGCCCAUCACAGAGCUCCUGGAGCAGAACGGAGGCUACGGAAACACGGCCCAGGCCCGAGGGCCACCCCCGUCUGGGUGCCCGGCCGCCCGGCCCUCAGGCUCUGUGAACAGCGGGUACAGUGGAGGCCUGACCGUGGCGGAGUGCGACCAGACCUACAGUGGGUUCUUUGACAUCCUCAGAGGCGGCACCGAACGGCUUUUCAUCAACCUCAAGGACACCUCCUCCAAGGUCAUUCAGUCUGUGGCAAACUAUGCGAAGGGAGACCUGGACAUAUCCUACAUCACCUCCAGGAUCGCUGUGAUGUCGUUCCCGGCGGAGGGCGUGGAGUCGGCCAUUAAAAACAACAUCGAGGACGUGCGGCUGUUCCUGGACGCGAAGCACGCAGGGCACUACGCCGUCUACAACCUGUGCCCCCGCACCUACCGGGCCUCCAGGUUCCACAACCGCGUGUCUGAGUGCGGCUGGGCAGCCAGGCGGGCCCCCAGCCUCCACACGCUCUACAACAUCUGCCGGAACAUGCACGCGUGGCUCAAGCAGGACCCCAAGAACGUGUGCGUGGUGCACUGUGUGGACGGCAGAGCCUCGUCGGCCGUGGCCGUCUGCUCCUUCCUGUGCUUCUGUCGUCUCUUCAGCACCGCCGAGGCCGCCGUGUACAUGUUCAGCAUGAAGCGCUGCCCGCCGGGCAUCUGGCCGUCCCACAAGAGGUACAUCGAGUACAUGUGUGACAUGGUGGCCGAGGAACCCAUCACGCCACACAGCAAGCCGCUGCUGGUCAAGGCCGUGGUCAUGACGCCCGUGCCCCUGUUCAGCAAACAGAGGAACGGCUGCCGGCCCUUCUGCGAGGUCUACGUCGGCGACGAGCGUGUGGCCACCACGUCCCAGGAGUACGACAAGAUGAAGGAAUUUAAGACAGAGGACGGCAAGGCCAUUAUCCCCUUGGGCAUCACGGUGCAGGGAGACGUGCUAAUCGUCAUUUAUCACGCGAGAUCAACGCUGGGCGGGCGCCUGCAGGCCAAGAUGGCCUCCAUGAAGAUGUUCCAGAUUCAGUUCCACACUGGAUUUGUGCCUCGGAACGCAACGACUGUGAAGUUUGCCAAGUAUGACCUGGACGCAUGCGACAUCCAAGAGAAGUACCCCGAUCUGUUCCAAGUGAACCUCGAGGUGGAGGUGGAGCCCCGAGACCGGCCGAGCCGAGAGGCCCCGCCAUGGGAUAGCCUCAGCAUGAAGGGGCUCAAUCCCAAGAUCCUCUUCUCCAGCCGGGAGGAGCAGCAGGACAUCCUGUCCAAGUUUGGUAAGCCUGAGCUCCCCAGGCAGCCCGGCUCCACGGCCCAGUACGAUGCGGAGGCGGCACGGUCCCCGGAAGGGGAGACCACGGGGUCGGACUCGCCACAGAGCAGCACAGACGCAAACCGCUUCCUGCACACGCUGGACUGGCACGAAGGGAAGGAGUCUGAAGCUGUCCCAGAAAACAGCUUCCUCAGAGAGAGCCAGACCGUGCUGGCCGAAGACCACGACGAGAGUGAGCUGUCAGAGGAGGAUGCCACCGCCUUCUCAGGCGAGAGCUGGGAGGCCCCGGCCGAGGACAAGGCAGGAGGCCCAGGCCCGGCCCCAGACCGAGACCCGCUGUUUACCGAUGAGACGCCCUCCCCACCAGAGCCGGCGCCCGAGGACAGUGUGGAUCUGCUGGGGCUGCACACAGACACGGAGCCAGCACCCCCCACGCAGGCCACGGGGGCUGCCAGCAACGCCGCCCUGCUCAGCGGACUCUUCGUACCCCCCGCCACAGCCCCCACGGCAGGGCCCCAGGGCCCCACGGCCGACCUGCUGAGCGGAGAGGGCGAGCUCUUCUUCACCAGCCCCGGCCCAACCUUGGGGGUGCAGAGCACUCCCCAUGAGCGUCCCCCAGCUGCUGCUGACCCGCUCGACCCUUUCCUGAUAGUUGCUGACCCAGACACCCAAACCUGCUCCAAGCCCGACUUCUUUGGGGAGUUUCUGCAUCCGGACCCCUCAGUCACACCACCCAGCGCCUUCCCCUCCGCCCACGGUGCCCCGCCCUCCUCCUCCAGCACCGACUUCCUGCAGCUGGGAGACCUCCCAGGAGAGCCCAGCAGGGUGGCGGCCUCCUCCAGCCAGCCGGACCUCCUCGGAGGGUGGGACACCUGGGCCGAGGCUGCAGCAUCCACACCGACCCCUAAGCCUGCUGCAGAAGGCCCCCUCUUCUCAUCCGGAGCUCAGCCAGCGGCCCCGCCUGCCCCCUCGACCAGCAAGACCAAGUCACAGAGCCUGGACCCCUUUGCUGACCUCGGCGACCUGGGCUCAGGCCUGCAAGGCACCACCAGCGGAUUCCCUCCUAGUGGCUUCAUUCCCAAGGCAGCCCCGCCUCCCAGGGCCGGUGGCAGCGCCUGGCAGAGCCGGCCUCCCACCCAGGGCGCCACCUGGUCUCCCCAGACCAAACCAGGCCCUGCCAAAGCCUGCCCAUCACCGCGGCCUACCUACACCCCGAACUUCAGUGUGAUUGGGGGCCGAGAGGAGAGGGGCGUCCGCGCACCCAGCUUCGCUCAAAAACCAAAAGUGUCGGAAAAUGACUUCGAAGACCUGCUACCCAAUGAGGGUUUUUCCUCUAAAUCCGACAAGAAAGGACCAAAGACCAUAGCUGAGAUGCGGAAGCAGGAGAUGGCGAAAGACACGGACCCGCUCAAGCUGAAGCUCCUGGACUGGAUCGAAGGCAAGGAGCGGAACAUCCGGGCGCUGCUGUCCACACUGCACACGGUGCUAUGGGCUGGAGAGUCCCGCUGGACGCCUGUGGGCAUGGCCGAUCUGGUGACGCCCAGCCAGGUGAAGAAGCACUACCGGCGGGCGGUGCUGGUCGUCCACCCUGACAAGGCCACUGGGCAGCCCUACGAGCAGUACGCCAAGAUGAUCUUCAUGGAGCUCAACGACGCUUGGUCCGAGUUUGAGAACCAGGGUGCCAAAGCCCUCUUCUGA